This is a messenger RNA of Besnoitia besnoiti, 1140 nucleotides long. RefSeq lists its product as uncharacterized. Bases 1 to 1140 code for a protein of 379 amino acids. NCBI's taxonomy places the organism in Eukaryota, Apicomplexa, Conoidasida, Eucoccidiorida, Sarcocystidae. The transcript is spliced from 2 exons. The record is from RefSeq and is a predicted model, not a curated record.
AUGGAUCCCUUUGUGUUCUGCAGAAUUCUGGGCCUCUGUAAGGACGUGCCCAUGGAGAAGGCCCAGCCGCGCUGGUGGCUGAGAGAUGAGCAACUGCGGAACGAGGACUGUCUGUUUCCCGCUUGGUGCUGGUGUACGGGGCCUGCACAGCUCGACACGAUUCUGACGCAGAAUGAGGCGAGCAGCCGUUCGAAAAGCGUCCCCGUAGAGGGCCUCGCGGCGGACGGCCUGCCGCUUUCUUUGCAUGCGCGACUGCGUGAAAUUGCGUUCGUUCAGCAGUUCCACGUGCGGCGCUUCCAACAACUCGAGGCUCAGGAGCACUUUUUGCGAGCAGAGAAGACGCGGCUGGAGGCUCUCGAAGGCCGCCAGCGCCCGGAGUCGCAAGAAACCCGAGGCGACACGCCGUCCGGCGCGGACUCUCACGCGUCUUCCGAGGGAACGGGAGUCACUGACACGCCAUCGCUGUCCGGUGAGCGCGCCGAGCGCGGGUGUACGUACAGCGCAGCGCCCGAUGACUCGAUACCUGAGUCGAAUGAAGGCAGCUCUGAACGCGACGCCCGGGGCGCUGACAGAGGCUCCAGCGCCGAAGAGCCCUCGAGGGGGCAAGCGUGUGCAGCAGACACAGACCCGCGGACUAUCGGCAGACUCACGACGGAUGAAGAAGGAAGUCGAUUCACAGCGGAGACAACUGCAAAGCCGGCGACGCAUAGUGCGGCAGACGCUACCGCAACGAGCGCGCCUCCUGAGGCCGCGGUUUCCCAUGCUAGUCCCGAACCGGCGGCGCGCCUCACGGCCGUUGCAGAGACGGAGGAUGUCUUUGAGGCGCAAAGCGAAAACUCCGACGCACAAGAGGAUACAGAAGCGUCGGCGGCGCUGGCAAAGGACCACAUGGAGGGUAGCGGCGAAGUCGGGAAGAGCCAGUCGGUUCACGAGGUGACCACGCACGUCACUGAAGAUGGGGAUUUCCAGAAAGAAGAUGAAGAGGCGUUCGAAAACGCCGUUUACCGUGUGGAAGAUACCAAAACUGCAGACAUGGCCCAGAGCAUUGAGCGCGCUGGUGGAGCGGCAUCGCGAGACGCGAUCUGCGGGAAGCGGCAAACCAGUUCGCCCCGCUCGUCCGGCAGCACCACAGCGCGAUAA